UUUCCUACGAACUUGCUUGAAGCCCUAAUCCCGUCUCGAGCGACGCGAGGGAGAGGGGAAGAUUACGAGGAUCCUUUUGAUCGGCGUCUUCCUUUGUUUCUCGAUUGAUCGAUCCUAGGGAUCCAUGGAGUUGCCGCAGAACGAUUUCGAUCGGAUCGUCUUCUUUGAGCACGCGCGCAAGACCGCGGAGGUCGUUUACGCCAAGAACCCCCUCGAUGCCGAUAAUCUCACGAGAUGGGGCGGAGCACUUCUUGAACUAUCCUCGUUUCAGAGUGGUAGCGACUCCAUAAAGAUGGUCGAAGAUGCUGUAUCGAAACUGGAGGAAGCCUUGGAGGUGAAUCCAAGCAAGCAUGAUACUCUUUGGUGCUUGGGAAACGCCCAUACAUCUCAUGCUUUCUACACACCGGAUCACGAGGCUGCUAAGGUUGAAUUUGACAAGGCAGCUCAGUGCUUCCGGCAGGCUGUGGAGUUGGAUCCUGGGAAUGAGCUGUAUCUUAAGUCACUGGAAUUAUCAAACAAGGCACCUGAAUUGCAUCAAGAACUCCAAAGGCAGAUGGCAAGUCAGCAAGCUUCACAAGGAGCAACCACUGCUUCGAGUAUGAAGACUCCCAAGAAGAAAAAAGACAGCGACCUAAAGUAUGACGUGCUUGGCUGGGUAAUCCUUGCGAUUGGUAUUGUUGUGUGGGUCGGGAUGGCCAAAUCUCAUGUUCCUCCCCCUCCACCAAGGUAAGGUCAUCAGUUUCCUUAUCGGCAGGUGGAAUGUUCCGCUUUUAGAACCCCAUGCAUGAAGUUUGCAAGAAAGCAACGAUCUCUCAAGGUGGAAGUAUGAUGAUGGGGUGUAGUUCUCUAAAUUGUUGUUUCAUGGCUAUCCUUUAAGAGCCUAUUUGGAUGAUUUGCUUCAGUAUUCAUAGUUCUUUCUUUCCUUUCUUAAAGUUGGUAGCCUCUCUUCUUUUCAGCAAAAAGAGGCUUGUGUUUGCAAUAAUCCCAAAAUUUUGUUAUAAAUUUUAAUAACGUUUCUGGAGGCUUCACAAUACUGACCAUAAAACUCACUAGUCUUAUUUGUUCA
This is a messenger RNA of Musa acuminata AAA Group (dessert banana), 1066 nucleotides long. Its product is annotated as mitochondrial import receptor subunit TOM20. Lineage: Eukaryota; Viridiplantae; Streptophyta; Magnoliopsida; Zingiberales; Musaceae. Bases 125 to 730 code for a protein of 201 amino acids. Gene Ontology annotation, cellular component: mitochondrial outer membrane translocase complex. The record is from RefSeq and is a predicted model, not a curated record. Gene Ontology annotation, biological process: protein insertion into mitochondrial outer membrane. The transcript has 6 exons. Gene Ontology annotation, molecular function: protein binding.